Venustampulla echinocandica is the source of this 339-nucleotide messenger RNA. RefSeq lists its product as uncharacterized. The coding region runs from base 1 to 339 and encodes 112 amino acids. The transcript has a single exon. NCBI's taxonomy places the organism in Eukaryota, Fungi, Ascomycota, Leotiomycetes, Helotiales, Pleuroascaceae. The record is from RefSeq and is a predicted model, not a curated record.
AUGUUCUCCGCCCCUGCCAAGAAAGCAGCGUAUCUCAUCCUCGCGAAUGCGGAACAGGUAGCUGCGUUGCAUUAUACGUAUGUCCCAAACAAACAGCUCCUCAUCAGUGAACAGUUAUGCCUUAGUCGCAUUAUCAAGUCCCUAGAUAUAGCCAUCCAGUUGAACAGUACCGCAUACACAGGAGAGGCAUAUAUUACGGCAAUAGCGUUGUCAAUCAAGAUCUUCUUGGAAAUUGUGCUGCGUUGCACUACUAAUACGGAAGUGGAUCUCGAAAAUACGGCUGUUCAGCUGAUGGAGGUUUGCAGAAACCCGAGCAGCAGUUAUGUUCGUCUUCUUUAG